CCUCUUGUUGUUCACUGGAAGGGAUGUCUCUGCGUGUGGCAGCAUCAAAUUUGCUUAAAAAGCUUCGCUUUUCUGCAUCCCAUGCCUUCCCAGCCUCUAGAGUAACCACAGAUGCAUUGCCCAUCUCGUUUUCUGGUAAACUCAAACUUUCCCAUUGGUAUCAAACUGGGGCAUAUGGUUGGAGGAUAAAUCUUAGGGAUCCUUAUCUAUGGAUUGUUAUAUCUGGACAUGUAGCAAUGACUCUGGGGAUUAGUGCCAACACAGUGUUUGCAGAAGAUGCAAAAGCUGAAGCAUCUUCUGGUAAUGACCCUGGGGAUGACUUAAUUGGAUUAAACAAAAUUGAGGAUGGCUCUGUGGUAUCAAAUAUACAUACAGCCAAAUGGAGAGUUUUUACAGAUAAAGCGAGAGAUUUUUUCCUAGAGGGAAAACUAGAUAAAGCCGAAACGCUCUUCCUUUCUGCUAUACAAGAAGCUAAAGAAGGUUUUGGCCAGCGAGAUCCACAUGUUGCGUCUGCAUGCAACAAUCUGGCAGAGUUGUACAGGGUCAAAAAGGCAUUUGACAAAGCAGAACCAUUGUAUUUGGAAGCUAUCAACAUAUUAGAGGAAUCUUUUGGUCCUGACGAUAUACGGGUUGGGGUUGCUGCUCACAACCUUGGGCAGUUCUACCUUGGACAGCGGAAGUUGGAAAAAGCUCGUGCUAGCUAUGAGAUAAAAAGGCGUGUUCUGGGAUAUAGCCAUUCAGAAUGUUCAGAUACAACGUAUCAUCUAGGAGUGGUGCUGUAUCUUCAAGGAAAAGAAAGGGAUGCUGAGGCCCUUAUUGGGGACUCUAUAAAGAUGCUAGAGGAAGGUGGUGAAGGGGAGUCAUCUUUAUGCAUUAGAAGACUUCGAUACCUCUCACAGAUAUAUUUCAAAUCACAACGUCUUGCUGAAGCUGAGAUGGUCCAGAGAAAGAUCCUGCAUACUAUGGAAUUGUCAAAGGGAUGGAAUUCCUUGGACACAGUUAUUGCUGCUGAAUCUUUGGCUCUGACCCUGCUAGCAUCUUGUAAUACAAAAGAUUCAAAAGAACUUCUUGAAAGAUGUCUUAAUGCCCGAAAAGCCGUACUUCCUGGUGACCAUAUUCAGAUUGGUGCAAACCUACUGCAUCUAGCAAGAGUGGCAAUGCUUGAUUGCAGCCAACAUAAAAAGUGGGAUCGCUCUAGAGCUGAGGCUGAGCUUGAUACGGCAAAGGAUCAUUUGCUUAAUUCCAUAAGGAUUGCACGUCAAUAUUUAGAUAAGGUAUUGAAACAAAAACAAAAGUUGAGGAAAUACAGUGUGCCUGGAGAUUCUAGAAAGGAAGGCCAAACAGCACUAGUCAUUUUGUUGCAAUCACUCAGUACUUUGUCAUCGGUGGAGUUAGCUAAGCAAGAAUUGCAGGAGACUCAGGAAGGGAAUAUUAACCUUGAGGCUCAGGAGGCACUUCUUCAAUGCAUUUCUACUUACAAGGAGUUUGUAUAUGAGAAGAAGUCAAUUGCUGAUACACCUGAAAUAAAGAAUGAGUACCUUUCAUGUUUAAAGCGUGCUCAAAACUUGCUUGGUAAUAAACUUGAUGAGGAGCCAAGCAAUCAAAAGGAUUUCCAAAAGCUGAAUCAAACAUCUUCUUGAAGGGUUUUGUUUUGUUUUGUUUUGUUUUUUU
This is a messenger RNA of Gastrolobium bilobum, 1671 nucleotides long. RefSeq lists its product as uncharacterized. Gene Ontology annotation, molecular function: protein binding. The record is from RefSeq and is a predicted model, not a curated record. The transcript is spliced from 17 exons. Bases 24 to 1640 code for a protein of 538 amino acids. Lineage: Eukaryota; Viridiplantae; Streptophyta; Magnoliopsida; Fabales; Fabaceae.